Messenger RNA from Erigeron canadensis, 913 nucleotides. RefSeq names its product 40S ribosomal protein S5-like. Lineage: Eukaryota; Viridiplantae; Streptophyta; Magnoliopsida; Asterales; Asteraceae. Gene Ontology annotation, molecular function: mRNA binding; rRNA binding; structural constituent of ribosome. The transcript is spliced from 5 exons. The record is from RefSeq and is a predicted model, not a curated record. Gene Ontology annotation, cellular component: ribosome; cytosolic small ribosomal subunit. Gene Ontology annotation, biological process: translation; ribosomal small subunit assembly. Bases 130 to 744 code for a protein of 204 amino acids.
UGCAGACUAUAUAGUUCCAAUUAGGGUUUUAUCAGCCCCCUUCUCUCAACCGAAGCUCAUAACAAGCAGCCAGCCCCCUCACUUGCUCCCCCACUCUCCUGCAGAUUCAAGAUACAGAAAACUGUAAGCAUGGAGGCCGUACCUAUUGCUGAAGACGGAAAGACUCACAGCGAUAUCUUGCUUUUCAACCGAUGGACUUAUGAUGACGUUCAGGUUCCCGAUCUAUCAGUGGAAGACUACAUCACUGCUACCGCUUCAAAACACCCGAAGUUUAUGCCUCAUUCAGCUGGGAGGUACCAAGCAAAGAGAUUCAGGAAGGCUCAGUGCCCAAUUGUAGAGCGUUUGACUAACUCCCUCAUGAUGCACGGGAGAAACAAUGGUAAGAAACUGAUGGCUGUUCGCAUUGUCAAGCAUGCCAUGGAGAUCAUCCAUCUGUUGACUGAUGCCAACCCCAUCCAGAUCAUUGUCGAUGCCGUUAUUAACAGUGGACCAAGAGAAGAUGCAACCAGAAUUGGGUCUGCUGGUGUUGUCAGGCGUCAGGCAGUUGAUAUCUCGCCUCUAAGGCGUGUCAACCAGGCUAUCUUUCUUCUUACAACUGGUGCACGUGAAAGUGCAUUCAGAAAUGUCAAGACAAUAGCAGAGUGCCUUGCUGAUGAGCUAAUCAAUGCUGCCAAGGGUUCGUCUAACAGUUAUGCUAUUAAGAAGAAGGACGAGAUUGAACGAGUUGCCAAGGCAAAUCGUUGAAGAAGGUUUAUGGUAUUUGUUUCUAGUGGGUUAUCUUGGCUUUUGUGAGAAACAGUUAUGAAAACAAUUGUCUCAUGAUGGAUUGUGAGUUUAGAUUUUAUGUACUGCUUUUGGUACUUUAAGCUGUUAUUCUCUUUAAUUACUAUAUGUUAAGAGAUUUUGUUGUCGA